Molecule: messenger RNA, 9155 nt
Organism: Myxocyprinus asiaticus (Chinese sucker)
Lineage: Eukaryota; Metazoa; Chordata; Actinopteri; Cypriniformes; Catostomidae
Product: zinc finger protein 646-like
Exons: 4
Coding region: 915-5516 (1533 amino acids)
Source: RefSeq, a predicted model, not a curated record
UACAAACCAAUUGUGUUUAAUAUGCAGACAACGUGUAAGGUUCUGUUAAUGCCUUAAACGACAUUCCUUUAUCAGGGUAUGGUCAUAAACGGUUUAAGAAAAAAUGUAUGUGCACAGGUAGAUUUUCGGCCAUUACCUGAUCUCGCUCAGCAUGUAAACACCUUUACCGGUUUAUCCAAUGUGCUCAAGUUUUGUGUGCAUUCCUGUUUAUAUUUUGACGUCAAAUGCAGGGAAUAACCUGACGAUUUCAAAUCUCAUGUAAAUGCAGAUUUCUUGAAUUGUUGGUUUUCUUAAAUAAGCAGAUUUUUUAUAGUUAUCUGCGUAUUGCUGUGCAUGUAAACUAGUGGUCGACCUAUAUGGGUUUUUUAAUGGCCGAUGCCGAUAUCCAGAGAGCAGGAUGGCCGAUACAAUGCCGAUAUAUCACACAAUGUGGUAAAUAAGCAUAAAAUUGCAAAACAAUAAAUCAAUAUUAUUAUUUAGCACUAUAUUUACUCAAUCCGCACUCACGGAUCCAUCUCCUGACAGUUUAAACGGCCUGGAUCGCCUACUUGGAUUGUCACAGACAGACCGUCAUGAUUUGUGAAUGAGAGGAGCUUUUGAUCCUGAUCUUGAAGUUUUUGAUUACGGCUGAUAGAAUACGCGCUUCAGAGGAAUAUAUUAGAUGAGCGCUCGACGGGAAGAAAACGCUGGAUUUUCGUGAGCUCUCAUCUGGUGCCCUGCAACUGUCCAUACCCUCUCUGAACUGGUGCGACCGAGUGGAAUUGAAAGGCUGAUUGGAGAGAAUAUCUGCCACCCAGGUAAAAUGGCUGAUUCUACAGAAGCAGAGAGCUGAACAUCACACAUUGCCCCCUUUUCUUCUUUGUUCGAGGAUCAUUUUAUGUGGACAUUUCCCCUUCCAUUUCAAAUUUUUCAUCAUGGCUAUGCAUGAUAUGAAUCGUGCCAAGGGUUUCCCUUGCAAAGAAUGCGACAUGAUUUGCCCAAGUACACCUAGCCUUCUGGAGCAUAUGAAAGCACACUACCAUCAAGAAGAGAAUGGCAGAUUUGAAUGUGAGCAGUGUGGACGCAUUUUUAAGCAUGCCAGUAGCUUGGCUUCUCACAAAAAAACUCAUGAGAUGGGCUCCUUCCAAUGCCCAGUGUGCACCAGAACGUUGCCCAAUGCAGUGGCACUAAAAAACCACCUCCGCAUCCACACCCUGUCUCCAAGUGCCCAAGCUGAAGAGGAGCACGAUGACAAUGCCGAUGAAGACAGGGAUUAUAAUCUAGCACACGAUCUGUCUGACGCAAAUUUCAGGAGUCACAUAAACAACAGUGGAAUGCUGCCUGGCCAUGAUCCUGAUAAGCAAAAAUCUCCAGGAUCUGAAGAUGCCUGGGACAGACCAUUUAAGUGUGACCAAUGUGACAGGACGUACCGACACCAUGGCAGCUUGGUUAAUCACAAGAAGUCCCAUCAAGAGGGCACAUAUAAGUGCAAUGUCUGUUACAAACAGUUCAACAAUCUCGCGGCCCUUAGUGCUCACGAGCGCACACAUUCGAAAUUUAAACUCCCUGGAAUGUCCAUGGGGGCCCUUGUUCCUGAAGCAGCAUCUGACCCUCGCCCCCCAGGGCCCCAGAAUGAUGACAUGACACCCAGCUUUUGCCACUUAUGUCAGGUGGCUUUGCCUAAUAAGAAUGACUUUCAAGAACAUAUUUUGUUACAUAAUGCUGCAUCAUCUUCGUUGGGGCUGCCACGUAGUUUCUCCAGUAUAGUGUCACAUAAUCUUAGCACUGUUCGCUCCCCCACAGUCAAUUUGUAUACACCUGCUUUAGGUGACCCUCUACCGCUUCCUCCAUUACCAGACAAGCGUUACGACCCAAUGCUUGGGCCUCCUGUUAAUAGUUCCAUAUACACCUGUGCGUAUUGCGGAACAGGACAUCGUGACUUAGAGAGUCUCAAAAUUCAUUAUCUUACCCAUGACCCACACACCACAACACAUGUGCAUGGGAGCCCUGCUAUUUUAAAUUCAGAUGAACUGGCUUCAAAUUCGCAACAAUCGGUAUCGUCAUCCAAUGGCGGGACGCGAUCUCAGAAUGAGUCCGCGGCCAUUGAUGAUGCUGAACGUAGAUUUAAGUGCCAAGAGUGUGGGAAAAGCUAUCGACAUGCAGGGAGUCUAGUUAAUCAUAAACGCUCCCAUCAGACAGGUCAUUAUCAGUGCACUGUUUGCUGUAAGCAGUAUCCACACUUAGCCGCCCUUCACAGCCACCUCCGCAGUCACAAGACUCGGCCGAAUUCGCAGUCGAUGGGCACAGAGGGAGAUUGGCUUUCCUCUGAGCCAAUGACAGGGUUAGACUCUCAACAAGGCUUUGUACAUUCUCAGGACCAGGAGAGUAGUGCUACAACACCUAUUUCGCUCCCUGGUAAUCUUGGUGAUGCAGCCCACUUUGUCCCAGACGGUGGCCAUAACAGUGGCCUAGAUUCAUUGGAAUUCCAUGACCGAUUUGACGGCACUCUCACUCAAAGCAGUUCUGGCCAUUCCCCUCUUCCACAAAAUCAUCGUCAAGCAAAUAGUGUCAACCAGGGCGCUAUGUCCAAUGGUUACCUGGGUAACAUGAGCUUCCAUAGUGCAGGUGGUGCCUCCCUGCCAGCAGGGAGUGCCAACCUCAAAGAAAGUAGUCGACAGCGGCGUGGUCACGAACAGAUGCCUUACGGUGGAGGACAGGCUAACUCCCUGAGCAACAGUAAGAGAAUGGAUAACAAAGACGAUGAUGAUGAUGGAGAGGUUUACCAGUGCACCAUCUGCGGAAACCAUUACGCCAGCUUGAGGGCGCUUCGUAGCCACUUGCGAAGCCAUGGGGUCAACCAAGGGGCGGGGCCCUCCUCUACCUUCUCUCCAAUUGGUGAGCAAGAGUGGAGGAGGCGACAAGAGGGUAUUGCAGCCGGUCUUUUGAUCUGUAGCACCUGUGGCCAGAGCUUCAGCAGAAAGCAGGACUUGCUAAACCACCAGCUGGUCCACGGACCUGCCAGGCCAGAUGGAUCUGCACAAGACUUAGGUGGUGCUAGCUCUAAUUCUAAUGGCAAAAUGGAUGGAAGGAACCACAUUUGCGUUGACUGUGGCAUGUUCUUUGCAGAUCGUCAUCAGCUGAUCACUCACCUGUGUCCAGGCAAGGCGAGAGCAGGGGGAUUGAACAAGAGCUUGAACGGAGCUAAAGGGAUGACGGGUAGUGCUGGUACCAGUGGUGACGGGGGCACCGUAGACCCUCGGCAGAUGCCAGACUCUGAUGAUCGGCCCCACAGGUGCGACCAGUGUGGCAGAAGUUACAGGCACCCCUGCUCCCUGCUCAACCAUAAGAAAUCUCACAAGACUGGGGUCUUCCGCUGCCUUGUCUGCCAAAAACGCUACUACAACCUACUGGCUCUCAAGAACCACCAGCGGACUCAUUUUGACUUAAAGAGGCACAAGUGCGAGGAGUGUGGGAAAGCCUUUAAGAUUCAGAAGCAGUUGAUAAAUCAUCUGCGCUUGCACGAAGAGCACAGAGUGAAGACUGGAGAUCAACGAGACCAACAGGUUCAAGGCAUGUCUCAUCCCAACGGUGCCCACUAUGAGGGAGGCCCAUCACAGCUCCAAGCUAUGAGGAUGGGGGAACCCAAAAUUCCAAACCCUCCCAUGAACACCAAUUAUGGUGAACCUCAAGGUUACAAGAAACCAUAUGCGGGGGCCAGGGCUCAGCAAGUUGAUGAUGGCAGCGGCCGCCGCCCCUUUGCGUGCGAUCAGUGCGGACGCACUUACCGUCAUGCUGGCAGUCUGGCCAAUCAUAAGAAUCUACAUAAAAUUGGUGAAUACCACUGCAACGUGUGCAACUCCACUUAUCCGAAUCGACUGGCAAUGAAGAACCACCUCCGCAUGCAUUUCGCUCUUAAGAAGUAUACAUGCACUGAUUGUGGUAGGGGCUUCAGGAACCAGCGGCAGCUUGAAACGCACACCAGCAACCAGCUCUGCAAAGAUCUUCCUGGCCCCCUUCCUGGUCCCAGUGUGCAGAGCGCUCCUCCUCCAUCCGAAUAUGAAUGCGAUGGGUGCUCGCAGAUCUUUUCUACAACCACAGACUUGGCCUCACAUAACUGCAGUUCCCAGCUUCCAUCUUCCUCGGCCUCCCUCAACAGCUCUAGUAUGAGCAUGGAGACGGGUGACCUGGGUUCUCCAGAGCGUGAAGAACGCCCUUUCACCUGUGACCUUUGUGGCUGCUCUUACAAGCAUGCUAGCAGUCUGCUCAACCAUAAAAAUACACACAAAAUAGGCAACUUCAGCUGCUCGUAUUGCGACAAGCCCUACUCCAACUACAUGGCCCUGCGCAACCACAUGCGCAUCCACACGCAGAAGAAGCGCCAUAUCUGCUCGACGUGUGGCAAGGCUUUCCGGUUGGCCCGCUUCCUACGGAACCACCAGAGAGUCCACGAGGAGGGCCACACACGUUUUGGCUGCCCCACCUGUGGGAAGAGCUUCCAGGGUCGAUCUGGGCUGGCCAGGCACCGCUGCGGGGACAACCAGGUAGGCAGAGAGGGCGUGAGGAAGGCCACUUCAAGCACAAGAGAGGAGUGCCGGUUCACAUGUGACCAGUGUGGCCGUUCCUAUCGGCAUGCCAGUUCACUCCUUAACCACAAAAAUACCCACACCGUCGGCAUCUACCACUGCGCAGUGUGCCUCAAGACCUACUCCAACCUGCUCGCACUCAAGAACCACCGUCGCAUUCAUUCUGAGACUCGGCGACACCGUUGCCCUGAAUGCGGCAAGGCUUUCCGUGUCUCUUCCCAGCUACACAAUCACCGCCGUGUGCACCAAAAGGAGCGUGAGCUUGCCUGCACUCUGUGCCAGCGGAGCUUCCCCACCCAGACUAGCUACCGGCUCCACUUGGAAAUGCAACAUAACCAUGCCCCGAAAUCAUCGCAGCAGCCUGGGAUUUCGUCCAGUCGCUCUGAUUUGAGUUGGAGCUCUGGGCUUGACCUUACGCUGAUGCAGGCCCAGGGAAUGGAUCCUAAUGGGCUCCCAAAGCAUAACACAUCACACCACGGUCCCAGUGCCAAUGGCUCAUCUGGGCAUCAGCAACAGCAUUUACCUCAGAGUUGCAAUGAGGCAGGGUGCAAGUCGCAUGUCUGCGAUCAGUGCGGCCGUGGUUACCGGCAUGCCAGCUCGCUUCUGAAUCACAGGAACAGCCACAAGAUGGGCACCUAUUUCUGCAGUUCCUGUCAGAAGGAAUUCUCUAACCUCAUGGCACUCAAAAACCACAGACGUAUCCACACAGAACCCAAACGUUACCAGUGCCCGGACUGCUGCAAAGCUUUCCGUGUUUCCACCCAACUCAUCUGCCACCGACGCAUCCACACCAAGGAGAAGCCUUUCUCGUGUCAACAGUGUGACAAGUGCUUCUCCAGCAAGUCCAACUUAAGACACCACCAAAAGGUCCAUUGGAAUAGUUCGGCACCUUCUAGUGGCCGGAACAUGGGCGCCACCAACUUCUUGGGUAUGCCCUCUGGGCCUUUUGUAUAAAUGGAAGCAGAACUUUUGGUUUGUUAUGGUGGUUCAUGCCAAGGUUUUUGGAGGUGCCAACCCCCCCCACGUCCCCUUUUGCUCUCACCCAUCUUCAUCUCUGUUGCUGUGAGGCUUCUGUUGAGCAGGUUGUUGCUUAGGUUAAGAGAAUUGUCCCUGCAUGUAAACAUUUGAUUAAACAAUGGACUCAAAGUGGGCCGUCACAUCAUUUAAAGACUGUUAGUUUUUAGGUCAUAACACAUUUUCCAACACUUACCACCGGUGACCUUAGUUGGAUUUUCAUAGUUCCCUUUGGGGGUGGGGGACACUGAGGGCCCCUGCCUUCAUUUUCUGAUAACAGCCUUUUAAAGUAGUGCAAACUAUUCAAAAUAGAGUCCUGUUUUAAUGGACUCUAUGCACGGAACGAAGCCUACGUAUUUCCUGUCAAAUCUCAGGGGGCUAACAAUCUUCUGGUAUCGUAUCCAGCUAACGCUAAAGUGUCAAGAGCUAUAGCAAACUAAUAUUCUUUCUAAAAUAAAGCGAUUUAUCACAACAAAUGUGAUUUUAUUUAGUAGAAGUAUAAAAAUGAUCUCCGUAAUGAGCUUCAAAAGUGUAAAUACAUAUGUUUUAAAGCUUGCAGUAUGGCCAAGCUCUACUAUACCGUUGUGUAAGGCUUCUUCUGUGUGCAGAGUAUUUACAUCCAGUGAUUGUACAGUGAUUUGCAAGUGAGAAAUACAGCAACAAGCGAUUCGAGAGCACAAACAAUCACCUGAAGACGACGUGGGACAGUUGCUCUGUUACUCAGCUUAGGUUUUAGCACCAUCUGCAGGGUGACAAAACAUCACUGAGAACACACACAGUACUGAUUUCUUUGUAAAUUAUUAUAUUUUCCCUCUAUUCAAAGCAUGAGUUUACACAUGAGUAAAGCACUGCUGAGAAGAAAAAAAAUGUACAGUUGAGGAUUAAUUCGUUUUUAUUCAUAUAAUCUAUAAUAUCACACCACAAUAUUCAAAAAUAUAAGGACUGAUACAAUAACACAAUUGGUAACACUUUACAAUAAGGUUAUUUGUUAACAUUAGUAUUAGUAAAAUACUUUUACAGCAUUUAUUCAUCUUAGUUAAUGUUAAUGCCAACAUAUUAAUAGAUUUAAAAAAUCAAAAGCUGUUAACAUUAGUUAAUUAAUGCACUAUGAACUAACAAUGAACAAUUCUAUUUUUAACUAAUACUGACAAAGAUGAAUAAAUACUGUAAAAAAUUUAUAUUAUUAAUUGUUUGAUCAUGAUACCUAAUACAUUAAUGCAUAUUAACGACUGGAACCUUAUUUUAAAGUGUUAACACAUCAUUUAGUCUAUAUUUAUUGGGUCAAAUUACUGCGUCAUUGUCAAAUGUACUUUUUUUUUUUUUUUUGCAAAUAAAAGGAAAAAAGGAGAAUAAAAUGUUCACUUCUCAAAAGCAUUCGGCCAUCAUCAGUGUUCUCUUCAGUUCGGCAGAUCCCUGCACAGGCACAUGACAAGUCUCUCAGAAACGGGACACGGUUUUUAUUAAUGUAAAUUUUACUGAAAGUGAAAAUGAUAUUAUGCUGCAUAAAUACAAUACAAUAAACUAAUAUUGAUCACUAUUAGACAAAAUGUAUGGUUAAAGUAAGAGUCACUAUGUUAAGAAAUAUAUUACCAUUCACUCCAGCAUUUGAUGUGAAGCUGGAGCAUCAUCAAUUAUUAUAUUAUAUUAACAUAUAAAAUCACAGACUUUAUCUAGCAAAAUAAAUCAAAUUAAUUACAUAUGUAAUACAGUCAGAAACAGGGACCAUGCGAAGCCUGUGCUGGUCUAUGGCUUGUGAAUAUUCACCCUCAUUUUGAUCGAAAUAUCUUAAAAUGCACAUUGUUAAAACACUUCUUUUUACUGGAUGGAGCAACAGCUCCGUGUCUCAAUGUGCGAUGGAUAUUGUCCAAUGUCAUCCGCAGAAACUUGUAAAUAACGCGUGUGAAAAGUAAUUUUCCUCCGAGUCGUCUUGACAGCAUUUAUCAGCGUAGGAAGAAAUAGUUAAGUGUGGUAAAGUAAGUAAGUUCGGAAGUAAGUGUACCCCAUGAGGCGAAACGCGGAAGUGACCGUGCAUAGAGUCCAUUCUUAACUUUUAGAUGAGGCAUUUCCAUUUAUAUGGGAAAUAACCACCGAUUUCCACCGGACUCAUAUUAGAUCAGAAUUGUUUUUGGGAUUUCACAAUGGGCAGGCUAAAUUAUAGCGAUUGUAUAGUGACUGGUUCAAGAUUAACACGAAAAAAGCACGCCUGAAAAAUCAACCAUAUUGAAAUCAUACGUUUCAUUUUAUGUCCAGCUACCCCUUGAACCAGCCUUGAAAGCAUUCACAAUUUCCAAUCCUAGACUAUACAAAGAAAACGUGUUGAUUGUCCAAUGAAUUAACAAGUAGAAGUACAGUAACUGUUUAACAGUGUAUAGAGCGUAUUUGAAAAGUCUUCAGUUAUUGGAGGCAACACAUCUCUGUGUUGUGCAGAACUGUCCACGUUCUUUUAUUUUGUAUUUUACCCCCGUUCUUUUGACGUUCUAACUUUUCUAACAUGUGGGUUUAUUGCAGCACGGAGAUGAGCUGCAAACCUUAUUAUUCAGCAGAUGACAGCAUUGCGCUUACUGGGCAUCAUUUGUUUGUUCCCUUUUAUAAUUUCAUGAUGUUGCUCAGAACCCAUGUUUUAAAACUGCAACUAACUAGCUAGUGUAUAGAAAUGAUAGGUUGUGCUAUGAAAAAAAAAAAUGGGAAAAAACAAACGGGGGGGAAAGAUGUAUAUUGAUAGGCUUGUUAUUGCAUUUGGUUUUACCUUGUAUUGUAUUGUACCUCUGACUGUAUUAUUUACAGGAAAACUUUUAUCAAAGAUCACUGUAGUAUGCAUUUUAUUUAUAUUAACACUUGUAACUGAAAAUGCUAGUUUUAGAACUUCCCAGUUUUAGGGUCUCUUGUUCCAAACCCUUUUUGAUUCGACCCUUCCAUUCUCCAGAGGCUAUCAGACACGGAGUCAGAAAUGGCAGGACUCCUAAAGAACACUUGUUAUAGUGUAUAUCCUUUUUCAUUGCCAUUAUUUGUUAUGCUUUUAAACGAACAUAUCUGUCCCUUGUGCAAUAAACAGGGAACUGUUAUAAUGUGUGUUUUGAUUGCAGUACAAUGAGUGUAAACAUAUCACUGUAUUAUUAUUAUUAUUGCCUUUCUCACGUAUUGUCGUGACAGUCCCCUACGCUCAUGUCAGGAUUAGAUGUGCCAGUUUCACUUUGUAAGCUCACACGUUAAGAAACGAUUUUGUGAUCAAUCAGCACGGCAAUCUUAUUCUAACUUCUCAGUUACACCGUUAUGGUAACCCAUGUAUUUAUUAGAAUUUUGUUUUGUCUUUUUUAUUUAAUUGCAUUUUAAUAUUUUGAGCGUGUUUUGUACCAAUAUUACCUUGGAGCACUGGUGCUAGUAAGUCAUAGUAUUCUGAGUGAAAAUGAAGUUGUAUGUGAUUAUGAUCAGAGCUUGGGAAGAUUUUAUAUUUAUGUAUACUCUUGCAAAUUCUGCGCAAUUGGAUAAUUAAAAAAAAAAAAAGCAAAAUUCUUCCCAGGUGCACAGUUGCUACUUUGGUGAUGAUUGAACGAUUCAAAAUAUAAAUGAUAAAAAAUUGAA